AUGGCCACACUCUCUCUAUCAAGGCACUCUAGUCCGCCGGUACGGCCCGCAGGCAAUACUGUACUCCCCGAAUAUAUUGUACCAUCCCACAAAACGACGACACUAACCUGCCCUACCAACGACAAAAAGCUCCGCCGCCGGCAACAGACCACCGCUGUCGCCGGGUCUCCGCUCAACACAAAUCAUUCUUUUUUCACAGCUCUACACCUGCCUGGUCAACUGCGAGAUACCCGUACUGACAACGACCGACGCAUCGACCACGCGGCCAACCGAUUGAUGUUCAUCACCCGAUCCUAA
Messenger RNA from Macrosiphum euphorbiae (potato aphid), 297 nucleotides. NCBI's taxonomy places the organism in Eukaryota, Metazoa, Arthropoda, Insecta, Hemiptera, Aphididae. The record is from the annotation of a GenBank genome assembly.